CAAGUUCUUUUACGUUUUUUCUGCCUUAGGAUUUUGUGAAGGAUCAAGUGAAAUCUCCAGUCGUUUACCGUUUUUCAUUACUGUAAAAAUGAAGUCCACACUACCGCCCAAAUGUUUUCAAUUAGCUGUGAAUGAGUUUACUAGUCACUUGUUGGAGAAACGACUACUAUUUUUUAAAGUCUCACCAGCUAUUAAUAUGGGCAAUUUUUGCUGAAACUAUCAUCUCUUAAAAAAAUGGUUUCAACCUUGAAGAAAGAUAACGAAUCAAUAUGCCUUUCAGGUAGCAAGUCAUGUGUUACAGAUUCAGAGCACAAGCCUCCGCAAAAACUGACUGUAUUCUUCCGGGAAAGUAGGAGCUUGACUCUUUACUGGUUUCUGGCUUUUUUUAGGAUUCUACUGACUUUCAUCCCGCAAAAAGGCUACAUCCAUCCUGAUGAAUUUUUUCAGACUACUGAAGUGGUUGCAGGAGAUAUUCUCAGCAUUGAAGCUCAGAUUCCAUGGGAAUUCAACUCAACGUUUCCUGUCAGAAAUGUAGUUCUCCCGUAUCUUGUGGUUGGCACUCCAAUCUGGUUUUGGCAGUUGUUCCAAAAUCUAGAUUUAAUUAGACCGAUUUCCACGUACACACUGCUUGUUUUACCACGUCUAGUUUGCUGCCUAAUAUCAUUUAUUAAUGACUAUUCUUUGUACAGAAUAUGCCUUCUUGAAGAUGAAGAAUAUCGCACUCGGUUAUUAGCCUUUGCUAGCUCCUACGUCAUAAUUAUCUAUGCCACAAGAACAUUUACUAAUGCUUUUGAAUUGGCGCUUGUGUCAUUGAUGCUGUAUGUAGUCUCUGACUGUAUCAUCUGCUCUAACAAGGUUUUGAAAGAGCAAGAAGAAAUUGACAAGCAAUAUUCAACUGCCAAAGACAUUAGACUGAGAGUAGAGCUCAGUCGUCGUAGAAAAAGGCUGCCCUCUCACUCACUGUCCCAUUGCUUUACUAUUGCAACUAUCACUGUAAUAGGAGUUUUCAACCGUCCAACAUUCAUUGGUUUUGCUUUUCCACCAAUAUUCUUCUGGCUUCAAAGAGGCCUUAACUCACUCGGAUUUUCUCAUUUCCACUUGCGGCUCUUUUUACUAGUGAUCUCAAGUUUACCAGCCUUAUUAAUUUUUAUUUUUGUUGAUUCUAUCUAUUAUGGUACGUUGAACACCUUAGACUUCGUCAAAAAUGGACUCAUGUUGCGGCAGUUUGUCGUGACACCAUUUAAUUUUAUCCUGUAUAACAUAGACUCAUCCAAUUUAUCAAAUCAUGGACUGCAUCCCCGAUUCACUCAUCUGCUUGUCAAUGUUCCUCUUCUAUAUGGAAUUUUGGGCGCAACAACUCUGUUCUCUCUCCUCAACAUAUUUAAAAGUAUCUUGACAAGGAAGUGGCACCAUCUACCCCGGACAGACAAUGUUUAUGGUUUGAUGCUGGCUUCAAUAUUGGUUCCAGUAGGCUUGCUCUCAAUUUUUCCGCACCAAGAGCCGAGGUUUCUGCUUCCAGUUACAGUUCCUAUAGUAUUUUUGUAUUCUUUCUGUAUUCAAGAAAGGAGAAACGUAUACGUCUCUGAUGGAAGUGGACGCUUACGGCGUUUCAAAAAUAUCAAAGAGAAGAAGAAUAUCAGACAGAUGUUCCGAGCGUCAUGGUUCCUCUUCAACGCAUGUUUCAUUCUCUUUUACGGGUUCGUUCAUCAGGGAGGCAUUUAUCCUCUGUUAGAUCAUCUGUCAAAGGAAGUGAAAUCUAAGCCAAGACUUACUCACAUUCAUCUCGUUACCAGUCAUAUUUACUCAUUGCCAGUAUCGUUUCUUCAAAUUGAAAGCUCAAAGAAGAUCCAUCAGUUGGAGAACAGCAAGCUAAGGUAUGUCAAAACAAAAGAUUUUCAUUUGUACGAACUUGGCUCGAUUGAAAAAGCUGAAGUUCCAUAUGUAUUAGAGAGCAUCAUAAUGAAGGCUGAGUCAGAGAAAGCAAAGAAGCACUUUAAAUACAAAGUAUAUUAUUCUUUACCAUAUAGUAAAUUACACGAAUUGAAUACAAUUUUGCAUGGCCACAAUCUGACAUUUACUAUAGAUUUUUCAAGUUCUUUUCAUAUUUCAACUGAGGCAAUGCCUCAAUUGAAAACAAACCAUAAAUGUUUGACAUUUCCAAAAGUGCAGACAUGGCUUCAUUCAUUCAAACAUGGCGUGCUUAACUCCAGUCUGUCAGAAAAUGUUUUCUCUUACUUUAUGGAUAAUGUUUAUGAGUGUUACUCUGUGAUUCAAGACUUGAAUAAGCAGUUUGGGCUGGUUCUGAUUCAAGUUUCAAAGCACUUACACGCGUAAGAGUCUUAUAGUGAAAAAGAAAUUAGCUAUAUUUUCCAGAGAGGGAUUUAAGUAAAUUUGAGUUUUCUUAGUCACAAACGAACUGAUAGUAUAUCAUGUGCAGAGCUAAUUUAAUGAAUUCCUACCCACAAAUCAUGCCAAAUUUACCAAUUCACUUGAAAGUUAUACCCAUUUUUUCAGGAAAAUUAUUUCAUCCUGUGGUUGAUGUUUCAAAUUUUUAAAAAUUAUUAUUUUUGCCAGUAAAAAUAGCAAAUUUAACAUCUUUAGCUGCGGCCCCAUUGAUCCAUUUCCCCUUAAAGACUUUUCCCCUUGGCGUCCUUCUCUGAUCGUUUGUUUCAUGUUCAGAAGCAAACUGUUCCUUUAAUUUUUUCUGCAGCCUUGUCUUAUUUGGUACUAUCUAUAUAUUUAAAUUACAAAUCUUUCCCGGUAUUUCUCAGGCUCAAGUUUCCUUUUCAAUACAAAGCUUUUGUUGAGUACAUCUGGGAGGUGCUGUUUCUUGGAGACCUCUGAAAUAGGAUCAAAUUUUGGGAACGAAUCAAUGGAAGAUAUUUUUUUAAUUUCCAUCAACUUAUUUUUCCCAUAUUUUUUAGGGGAGGUUUCGUGAAGACUAAUUUUUACUUAAAAAAUUGACGCAUCCCCUCCUCUGCAGUACUACUACUAUGUAUCCAAAUAUUCUCGGCAGGACCCCCUCCCUUCCCCCAUAAUGUUUUUCAUUUUUCUUAAUAUUUUAUUAGGCACCGAUCUUGAAAACUUCUGUCCAGCUUUGAUAUGCUUUCCUAAAGGAUCAGACUUGCUAGCAUUUUUCUACUGUUUUGUUAUUAUUGUUGUUAUUUUUACUUUAAUCUCUCAUGAUUUUUUUAGUUUUUUAAAUAUCGUUUAUUGUAACUUUGUUUGCUUGUGUAUUGUUUCUGUGAGUUUUGUUUGUUUAAACUGAGCCAAUUUUGAAUUUUUUUUAUUCUGGAUCAUAAAAAGUUUCUCUGUAAUAGUUCUAGUAUUCCUCCAUUUUGACACAUUUCAUUGGGCAGCUGUAAUAAUGUUCCAUUUAACAAAUUGCCUCAGGUUUUAUUUUGGGCAGAAAACUGGAUAGGAAAGUGAAAGUAACAAAGACUAAUAGUUUUGUCACAGAAGUUCCUUACCGCCAUAUUGCAUAUUUUGGGUCAUGUCGGUAUUUUUCCUUGAUUUUUAUGAUUAAUUUUUUUUCUUUAAAAGUUAAAGACUGGAUAAAUUUUCACUUUUCCUUGAAUUAGAAGACUGAGUUUGGCAAGCAACACAGAAGGAAAGUUUCAAAUGAGUUUUGUUUUCAUAGUAAAUUAUAGGAUUUGAAUGCAGGUUCAAAUUUUUCUGUGCGGAAACUUAGCCGUAAUCUGGCAUUAAGUUACAAGAAUCAUCUUUAUCAGAGGCCCUAGGUAUUCUUUUGUUAAUUCUGUGUAAGAUGAAUGUUAAAAGUGAAAAUUAAGGGAUCCUUUUUUUGAUGAAUAAUGAAUAUGUUAGGUUCAAUCAUCUAAGUUAAGUCACUUUUAUUUAAAGAAAUGUGAAUACCAAGUAGCAGCUGUGUGCACUUUUGAAUGAUAUCAGUUUGCUUUGAUUUUGUGUUCUUUUCAGGACAUUUCACCAACUUUUCGCUGUCUUUUAAUGCAAGUAUUAUCCACUAAUUCUAGCUCAAUUUUUCUUACUUACCCUUAAUCCUUGCGUAGAUAUAAACGUACACACAUCCUUUCGAAUAUUGAUACCAAGUGUACCAGGUGAAGUUCACAAAAUUGCGUAAUUUUUCAUUCGAUGACCGCUAAUUAGAUAUCAGAAGAAUUCAUACGCUUUCCUCAUCUACGCUGUUUCACAUUCCUUUUAUUAUGAUUUUUUAUCUAAAUGAUUUUUUAGUUCUCCAACCAACCUGCGUAUGUAGGCAUCAUAAGUCUCACAUUUUCAAGAUACAGUUCUUUCUCUUUUUUUUGCAAAACGUGUAAUUUGAUGUCGUACUACAUUUCAGAUCAUGAAUUGUCACUUUUAAAAGUUUAAUGUGUUGGUGAAAGCAGAAUCUGAACUCAAGAAAUGAACCGCUCAUUUCAAUAAUUUUUGCUUUGCAUGAGUUAGAGAUUUAAUCGUUUUGUAUCUAGUCAUAAAUAUAUUUGUGACACAAAUUUUUAUAAUAAACCGAUUUUUUUAAUUUGUUUAAA
This is a messenger RNA of Bemisia tabaci, 4505 nucleotides long. It is a transcript of the gene PIG-Z, whose product is annotated as phosphatidylinositol glycan anchor biosynthesis class Z. Gene Ontology annotation, molecular function: alpha-1,2-mannosyltransferase activity. The record is from RefSeq and is a predicted model, not a curated record. Gene Ontology annotation, biological process: GPI anchor biosynthetic process. Gene Ontology annotation, cellular component: endoplasmic reticulum membrane. Lineage: Eukaryota; Metazoa; Arthropoda; Insecta; Hemiptera; Aleyrodidae.